Molecule: messenger RNA, 723 nt
Organism: Alternaria triticimaculans
Lineage: Eukaryota; Fungi; Ascomycota; Dothideomycetes; Pleosporales; Pleosporaceae
Exons: 1
Coding region: 1-723 (240 amino acids)
Source: RefSeq, a predicted model, not a curated record
AUGUCUUCUACCGAGCCUGACAACACCCAUACCGACAGCGGCGACGGUACGGAUACCACAGCCCUUCCAUCCUUUGGUCCGCUCACAGCCGAAGAGAUUCUCGAUCAGCUCAAUGUACAGCUCUCUGCAAAAGAAAAGGACCAUCUCGUCUUCGUUGCCGAUUCCGCCAAGAUCGAACAAGAUUACCAAGCUGCGCUCGCGAUCAACGCCGAACCCUCCAUUCUCCGUCAUCAUGAGGAACUUAAGCAAGCGCACCAAGGCCUUCACGAGCAAUUCCUCAGAGAGUGGAUCGAGCUUGUGCAACAAAGUCGCGACAUGAACAUAGAGGCGAAAGCUCGUGUGGAGGAGGAGAAGGAGGCUUUAAAGAAGGAGUUGAUGGCAAGAAAAGAAACAAUGAAGAAGAUGGAGGAGAAGAGAGCGAGACUCAGGGAGAAGGCGAGGGUCAAGGAGGAGAAGGCGAGAGCCAAGGAGGAAUGGAAGAAAGCAUCGCGCGAGAAGAUAGCGAUGCUUGAGGCGCAGACAGCGAGGGUGAUAAGAGAGACGAAGAAGAAACGCGCAGUGCUCAUAAGGGAGAAUGCUGUCGCGAGGGUUGAGGUGGAGGCCCGGAAGAUCGAGCACGAGGUUCUAAAAGCUAGGAACGCUGAGAUCAAGGCGGAAACAAGGAUGUACAAGAAUGAGCUCUUGGAAAUCUACUUGUACAGGUGGAUUGCAGACCUUGACUAG